AUGUUACACGGGAAACGGUCGCCAGUGCGCAAGGGAGACGGCGUGGAGAACAGGAUCGCUUGCGGUCGCGCUUUGCGUGAUUGGGCUGUAUCCGCCGUGCAUUCCGCUUCUAUAGGGAUCGCCGAGACAGCACCAGAAUCUCGCUUCUGCUCCCCUCACAGAGCAUCAUGCUUCAGACCUUGCAGUGGCAUGGGCCAGUCGCACAGGAACAGUGGCAUGACUCCUUCGCUUUCCCACCUCUCCAACUCUUGCCCUCGUAUUCUCCUUCUCGCACCAGGCGCUCCCUUCUGCCCGUGCCUCCCCAGUCCCUCUCGACAUUCUCUACUGCCAGUUGCUGCUCUGCAGGAACAGCAGCUGUGUGUGAUGAUUCCG
Molecule: messenger RNA, 372 nt
Organism: Closterium sp. NIES-65
Lineage: Eukaryota; Viridiplantae; Streptophyta; Zygnematophyceae; Desmidiales; Closteriaceae
Source: the annotation of a GenBank genome assembly